GUCGACGUGUUCAAAUUUGUCGCCCUCGGUGUGUUAUAGCACCUGGCAGCAGCAGCAGCAGCAGCAACAGCAACAGCAACAGCAACAACAAGCACAGCAGUUACAGGAUAUGUCUGGAGGGGCAAGUUCAGGGUCGUGGCGAUUUACGGCGUCUCCAUUGCCGUCGCCGAUGCGUGCUCCAGUGCCGAUGCACCAGCCGUCUCUUCACCCUUGGACGGUGAGCCCCACGAUUGUAGAUCCCCACCAAAAUCACCAUCGCCAAUCCUUUUCACCACCCCUGUAUGCAAACCGUGGCUCCAUAGAGAAAUACCAGCCUCGAACCAGGACUUUGAGCCACUCGGAUUCCACAAAUGAUCAUGAUAUCCAACCAUUUCCGAACCCGGCUCUAGUCACUUUCACCCCGCCGGCGACACGACCGAAUAGCUGCAACAGCGGCCGGAUGGGGCGAUUAAAACCUGUGAGGGCGUCCACGACGCCGCAGAACGGGGCGACGUUUGCAAUCCCGCAGGAAAUCCUGGAUCCGAGUUAUCGGUCACCGACGUUCCGGAUCAAGAGCUGGAACCCACCUGCAACGGCGCCGGCACCGGCACCGGCACUGGAGAUAUUGAGACCUAUAGUGGAGAGGAGUGUGACUCAACCAGUGCCAACGAUGAAGAAACAGACAUUGGAAGAAUGGACGACAGAGGCACAGACGGAGGAGCAGAAGCUGAUGGGUGUGGAUGUAGUGGCGAAGAGUUCGAUUUGGAGCGCGAAGGAUCAAGAAGGACAGGAGGAGCAGGGUGUGCCGCAGCAGGAGCCGAACUCGAGAAGGGAGCCGUUCCGGUUCAGCUUUACGUCGCAAAGGUUCAGGGAUGUCGUGCAGGCGUCUAUCGAAAAGUCGUGCGCGACUGCUUCAGCUCCAGCAUCAGUUCCAGCAUGCUUGGAGAAGACUAAGGCUGUAUCUGACGAUUCUAUCGUGUCCAUUGUGGAUAGCGCCUCCGUAGAAGAGAAGGAUGAGCUCGCCACUUUGUCUUCGCCAGUAGAGUCGUCAUCGCUUCCCACUGCCGAGGACGAUAUGCCUAUCAAGAUGCCAUGUCCAAAGCUGAGCCCUCCUAGCUCAAUCCUCAUCAUGGCAGUCUCGGACAUCGUCUCCGACAUAGACACAAGUACAGACACAGACGCAGACAUCAAAAAUCCCGCUACCGACCAUCCAGAUGCCGCUGCAGCCCUGAAGACACUAACUUCCAUGUUCCCCAAGGUCUCGACCCUCCCUCGCUCGCAGAGUGCUGCUGCGCGGUAUGAUUUCAAUAUCCAAAAGUCCGCGCCGAUCUCUCCAUUUAUGCCCCACGCGCCUCCUCCGCGCGCAGCUAGCAGCAUCGAUUUCGUGGACCAAUGGAUUCCAUCGAAAUCCGUGCCUGCAACCCCGUUCUCGUUGCCACUGACGACGCCGCCGACGAGCCCCAGGGGUCCGAAGAGUCCUGUAGGAAAUAUCGGUGCUGGGGGAGUGAGUGCGAGUAAGACAGCAAGUUGGACGUCGCUGCACAAGUUGAUGCACAAAUUGACGAACAAUGAAGCUAUGGUCGCAUCGCUGUCGUUACCCCGGCGCGGGCGUAUGCAUCUCGAUGGCUCCUAGGGUGCGUAGGAAAGUACUAUAUCCAAAAACUAUAUAAUUUACUCAAGAAAACUCCAUAGACAAAUAGAAACCAUAGACAUGAUAGAAUAGUAACACGA
Molecule: messenger RNA, 1710 nt
Organism: Gamsiella multidivaricata
Lineage: Eukaryota; Fungi; Mortierellomycota; Mortierellomycetes; Mortierellales; Mortierellaceae
Exons: 1
Coding region: 110-1612 (500 amino acids)
Source: RefSeq, a predicted model, not a curated record